Messenger RNA from Durotheca rogersii, 3427 nucleotides. RefSeq names its product V-type ATPase. Bases 694 to 3006 code for a protein of 770 amino acids. The transcript has 6 exons. Gene Ontology annotation, molecular function: ATP binding; proton-transporting ATPase activity, rotational mechanism; ATP hydrolysis activity. Gene Ontology annotation, cellular component: proton-transporting V-type ATPase, V1 domain; fungal-type vacuole membrane. The record is from RefSeq and is a predicted model, not a curated record. Gene Ontology annotation, biological process: proton transmembrane transport; ATP metabolic process. Lineage: Eukaryota; Fungi; Ascomycota; Sordariomycetes; Xylariales; Xylariaceae.
GCAACUUGAGAGGUAAGGAAUAAAGAGAGAGAGAGAUAUAUAUAUAUAUAUAUACAUACAUACACUCUCCUAUCUGUAGGUAUGUUUAUUCUAUUAUGCUCGGAAUGGGGUUGGAGAGUUGGGUGAACCUGGAGCCGGAGCCUAUUAGUGCCUAGAGAGAGUUACCCGAGACGGGAUUACAGGCAUUCGAGGGAGGCGGUGAUCUUGCACAUAAUGCUUACCUGUGUUCGGUGCCUCGGAGGCGCGUGCCGUCAUUAAUUAAGGACUUGGUAACCGUGGCUGAUUAGAAAUAAACCGGGUUGGCGUGGGAGCGACAGCCGCGACCAAAUUCCUACGCUUUGCUGCCCGGAUAUUCUCCCUGUCUCCCUGCGGUAUCCGGAUCGCGUAGGGGCAGAGGCAGACGGACGCGUACCUCCCUAGCCUACCACCUCCACUCUACUCCCAUCUUCACCUCGAGCGUCUUCGAUACGUUGACUGGCCGAGCUACCUACAUAAUUCCGACUGCCCUCUAUGCAGCCCACGGCAGCGUAAGCGUAAGCGUAAGCAGUCGCACGGUAGUAUUGUCGCAUCUACAGCGACGACGGCAUUCCCUAAGACGCGCACGACUCGCAGCGGGCGGUGACGUGCUGUGCGGGUCUCGGAGGCAGCUGGAUCUCGAGCCAGGGAACGAAUGCGUAACGCGCGCUCGUCUGCAUGCUGGGCCUCAACGCGCGCCCGACGCUCCGGGGCCGGGCGUCGCUGGUGGACCUGCUUCGACGGGGGAACGGCCAAAGUCCAAGUCCCCAUUCGAGUCGACCCAGCACGCCCUCGCUGCCGCCCAGCCCGCUGCCGUCGCCAGCUGCCGACAGCACUACCACCACCGCUGCCAGCUCCUCCGCCGAGGCGACAGCUGGCACCAGCGCCACCACCACCACCACCAUUACCACCAGUUUAGCCAGCGCUACAGCUACUGGUCACUUUCCAACUACAACAUCCAUAAUCACAGCUAUAGCUGCAACCCCGGCUGCUACUCCAGCUUCCACCACCACCACCACCACCACCUCGCCCUCAUCCCUCCCCUCGCCCCUCCUCCUGCCCUCGGCGUCGCCUCGCCUCUCCGUCCCCUCUAUCUCUCUAGCCGUUCCCUCCAUCUCUCUAGCUGCCGAGCAGCCCAUUCCUCGACAACAGCCUCCCAAGAUGGCACCGUCGGCGAACGCCACCAAUGGCGACCGCGACCAUCUCAAUAGCGGCAAGAUCUACUCCGUAUCCGGUCCUGUCGUGGUCGCCGAGGAUAUGAUCGGUGUGGCUAUGUACGAGCUCGUCAAAGUAGGCCACGAUAACUUGGUUGGCGAAGUCAUCAGGAUUAGCGGUGACCAGGCCACGAUCCAGGUCUACGAGGAGACCGCUGGCAUCACUGUCGGUGACCCCGUCCACCGCACCGGCAAACCCCUCUCCGUCGAGCUCGGCCCCGGCCUAUUAAACAACAUCUACGACGGCAUCCAACGACCCCUCGAGACCAUCUCCCGCCAAUCUCAGAGCAUCUACAUCCCCCGUGGCAUCUCCGCCCCCGCGCUCGACCGAACCAAGAAGUGGGAGUUUACUCCGAGUCUGAAGGUCGGCGACCACAUUUCCGGCGGCGACGUCUGGGGAACAGUAUUCGAAAAUUCUUUCAUCAAGGUGCACAAGAUCUCGCUGCCGCCGCGAGCCCGCGGCACCAUCACGAGAAUCGCCCCCAAGGGCGAAUACACAGUCGACGAGAAGAUCCUCGAAGUCGAGUUCAACGGCACCAAGACCGAGUUCGGCAUGAUGCAGACCUGGCCCGUCCGUGUACCGCGACCGACCACCGAGAAGUUGUCCGCCAGCAACCCCUUCAUCGUCGGCCAACGCGUCCUCGACGCGCUCUUCCCCAGCGUCCAGGGCGGUACCGUCGCCAUCCCCGGCGCCUUCGGGUGCGGCAAGACCGUCAUUUCCCAGUCCGUGUCCAAAUUCUCGAACAGCGAUGUCAUCGUCUACGUCGGAUGCGGCGAGCGCGGCAACGAGAUGGCCGAAGUCUUGAAGGAUUUCCCCGAGCUGUCCAUCGACGUCGACGGCCGCAAGGAGCCCAUCAUGAAGCGAACUACCCUGAUCGCCAACACUUCCAACAUGCCCGUCGCCGCCCGAGAAGCUUCCAUCUACACCGGCAUCACCGUCGCCGAGUACUUCCGCGACCAGGGUAUGAACGUGGCUAUGAUGGCCGACUCGUCGUCGCGAUGGGCCGAGGCCCUGCGUGAGAUUUCCGGUCGUCUCGGUGAAAUGCCUGCCGACCAGGGCUUCCCGGCUUAUCUCAGCGCCAAAUUGGCCAGUUUCUACGAGCGUGCGGGCAAGACGGUCUGCCUCGGCUCGCCCGCGCGCGAGGGUAGCGUCAGUAUCGUCGGCGCCGUCAGUCCUCCCGGUGGUGAUUUCUCGGAUCCCGUCACGAGCUCGACGCUAAGCAUCGUGCAAGUCUUCUGGGGUCUCGACAAGAGGCUGGCCCAGCGGAAGCAUUUCCCGUCGAUCAACACGUCGGUAUCGUACAGCAAGUACACGAACACGCUCGACAAGUGGUACGAGAAGGACUUUCCCGAGUUCCCGCGGCUGCGCGACCGCAUCAAGCAGCUGCUGUCCGACUCGGAGGAGCUGGACCAGGUGGUGCAGCUGGUGGGCAAGUCGGCGUUGUCAGACCCAGACAAGAUCACGCUCGACAUGGCGACGCUGCUGAAGGAGGACUUCCUGCAGCAGAACGGGUACUCGGACUACGACCAGUUCUGCCCGUUGUGGAAGACGGAGUGGAUGAUGAAGCUCAUGGUCGGCUUCCACGACGAGGCCCAGAAGGCGAUCGCCCAGGGCCAGAGCUGGGCCAAGGUCCGCGAGGCUACCGGCGACCUGCAGGCGCAGCUGCGCGGCCUCAAGUUCGAGCUGCCCAGCGAGGGCCAGGAGGCUAUCAGCAAGAAGUACGAAGCCAUCCUGCAAACUAUGCUGGACAAAUUUGCCUCGGUCGUGGACGAGUAGAGGAUGAGAACAACGAAGGAAGUAUCGGAUCUAUAUAGCACGUCUUGGGCGUUUUGUUAUUUUUUUUUCGAGUCCCCGCUGAUCGAACUUACCCCUAUUUGGAGAGAAAACAGAGAGAGAGAGAGUGUGUGUGUGGGUGUGUGUGGGUGUGUGUGCGUCUGCGCGUGCGCAUGUACAUAGCCUAGACCGGGGACGGGAGCAAGUCGAGAGGGACGAGUUGGGAGAGAAGAUGAUGGGUGGCCCCUCGCUCGGUCUCUUCUCCGGAUCCGAGUCGAGAGGUCGCAGACGAACAGAGGGAGCGCCGGAAAGGGGAUAGAGAGAGAGAGAGAGAAUGUGUGUGUGUGGUGGCUGUGGCGGAGAGAAGAACAACGCUACUGCUGCCCGCGCGUAUUUAUAUAUCACCACACAUGAUUUACCCUCA